GAAGAAGAAGUAAACGGUGAACUUGAUUUGCUGAGGCUGAAGAGGAAGUGAUUGUUUCUUUUGUAUUUACACGUGUAAACAAUCAUAUUUUUUGCCUAUAUUUGUCUGCUGCAUUAUUGAAACAGUGUAAAGAGAGAUAUCACGUUUAGUGUAAAUGCAAACGGAGUCCUCUCACGUAAUUCGGGAGGGAAAUGUCGUCAAGAUUAUUCGUUAACCUGAUCUUUCAAGUGACGGGGAAGGUAACAUGGGGAACCUCAGGACGACCUCCACUUUUUACUGUGCCACCCGUUAGCUUGGCACAUGUUCAGACCGCCGGUAAGAAAGAUUACAUUGAUCUCCCUGUCCUAAAUGAAGACGAGCUGGACGAGCAGUUUGUAAGAGGGUCUGGACCUGGUGGUCAGGCGACCAACAAAACCAGCAACUGUGUGGUGCUCAGGCACAUCCCAACUGGCAUUGUCGUUAAGUGCCAUCAAACCAGAUCGGUGGAAACAAACCGCAAAAGAGCUCGGCAGAUAAUGAGGGAGAAGCUUGAGGUCACCUACAAGGGAGAAGCGAGCGACAUUCUGAAGAAUAAGAAGGAGUCUAUACAGAGGAAACAAGACAAGAGGAAAAGGGCAAACGAGAAUUUGGAGAAGAAGAGACUUUUCAAAGAGGCACUGAUGACAGACUUCAAACCAGGGGAUGACAGGGGAUGAAAAGUAUGCAUGAACAUAACAUUUAGUCUGAUCAACAAAUAUGUCCUACCUCAUCAUGAUCUGUAUUGUAAAUAAAGAGCACCUAUUGAAAUAAAUUAUAUUGUCAUCAAUCUGUCUAAAAUACAGGAAUGAUGUCAGUAUUUUCUGUAAUUGUAAUGAAAUUAAGUUUUAUUACACCGUUAAUAAAUACAAAGACGCAAACAAUGGCUUUAUUACAAUGGUUAAUUCAUAAUGUGGUGUGUUUAUCAGUGUGUUUGGCACUAUCCCUUUUGUUGUCACUCAUGCUUAAAUAUGUUAAAAGAUACAAGCUACUACUCCUCCAUUGUCAAAAUGCCUUUUGUACACUCUUACACAAAAAAAUCCAUAUGAGUUUCACUAAAUGAUAGGGGCUUUGCUACAUACAAUGCAUUUUUAGGCAAUGGGAACACAUAAAACCAGGAAAUUCCUGUCAAGUACAGCUCAUGGGUAACUUUUUUGUUGAAGCCCAAGGUGCCACCUCAGUUUUAAAAAACAAUUAUGUUUUACUCAAUACUUUUAUUGGACCAAUAAAAUCAAAGGCCUUUGUCUUUUGAGUCUUUGAUCUUCAGUCUGGAGAGUUGGUCCAAUCCAAUAACUUUGUUUGCACCUUGCCUGUUAGAGCCUUGCAUUUCUCUCGGUUUCUGCCUAGCAUUCACGUAUAAGCCCCCUGGCGUGAAUGAUACCUUCAAAUGAAAAAGAAAAGAUAAAAACACACAAUUAAGUUCUUGAGUCCAUGAAACGUCAAAUUAUACAGACCCCAAUGGUGCAUAGUAGAUUUCACACAGCAAGUACUAGAUCGCGAGAACCCAAGGAGGCAUACAGCCUUUCCUAUUUUUAGUGAAACAUAUGGACCACUGCUGGGCCAAUGUGUACUACAGUCCUGAUGCUCUGUUUAAAUGUUUAGAAACAUGAAUAAUCCCUGCUUGUGAUACGCUUUUGGAAACCUUUGGAACGUUCAUAUCACAGAGAACAAAUUUUACUAAUACAAAAUAUAUACUUGUGCACCUUUAACAGGUUCCCACCUAGGUAUUUUGCGUUGCACAUUUACUUGAAGUACGGCGACAGUUCAUAAGCUAAUGGAAACUCGAGGGAAUAAAAAUAAAAACAUUGUCUUGAAGUUGUAUUGGGGUUGUGCCGCAGAGCAUCAUGGGGGUUGUAUGUGUUGUAGACCGAGCACGUUUUAGAUAAAUGGUUGAACUGA
This is a messenger RNA of Oncorhynchus kisutch (coho salmon), 1914 nucleotides long. It is a transcript of the gene mtrfr, whose product is annotated as mitochondrial translation release factor in rescue. The coding region runs from base 192 to 695 and encodes 167 amino acids. Gene Ontology annotation, biological process: translational termination. Gene Ontology annotation, cellular component: mitochondrion. The transcript has 2 exons. NCBI's taxonomy places the organism in Eukaryota, Metazoa, Chordata, Actinopteri, Salmoniformes, Salmonidae. Gene Ontology annotation, molecular function: translation release factor activity. The record is from RefSeq and is a predicted model, not a curated record.